Messenger RNA from Vitis riparia (riverbank grape), 1269 nucleotides. RefSeq lists its product as uncharacterized. The record is from RefSeq and is a predicted model, not a curated record. NCBI's taxonomy places the organism in Eukaryota, Viridiplantae, Streptophyta, Magnoliopsida, Vitales, Vitaceae. Gene Ontology annotation, biological process: glycerophospholipid biosynthetic process. Gene Ontology annotation, cellular component: mitochondrion.
UAAGGGCAGGUUGCUGAGGGAGUGAAAGGCGAACGAUGAAGUUUGGGCCGUUUGGCACGGUGUUGAGGUGGAAAAACAGAGCACCAUUGCCGUCUUUACGUCUCUUCUCCCAGCUUCACUCCAGGUCGUCGUUUGGUAUCGCGUUUGACAUCGAUGGGGUUAUCCUUCGUGGCCGCGUGCCCAUUGGAGGCUCCCCUCAAGCUUUGAGAAGAUUGUACAGAGACUCUGGUGCCUUGAAGUUUCCAUUCCUUUUCUUGACAAACGGUGGCGGGAUCCCAGAAUCUAGACGAGCCUCUGAAUUAAGUGAACUUUUGGGAGUAAACAUUUUACCUUCUCAGGUUGUGCAGGGUCACUCUCCUUUUAAAAAUUUGUUGAAGAGAUUUGAGAAGGAACUCAUCAUUGCCCUUGGAAAGGGGGAACCUGCUCUUGUGAUGUCUGAAUAUGGUUUCAAAAAAGUUCUCUCAUUAGAUGAGUAUGCAUCUUACUUUAAGAACAUUGAUCCUGUAUCUCAAUAUAAAAACUGGACAACAGAGAAGAUAUUUAAUAGCAAAGCCAACACCAAGGACUUGGUGCCAAGAUAUGAUGUUUUAUCUGACAGAGUUAAAGCAGCAUUUGUUGUCAGCGAUCCUGUUGAUUGAAGGGACAUUCAGGUUCUCUGUGAUGUGUUAAGAUCUGGAGGGCUGCCUGGACAGGAGAAUGGGCCUCAACCCCCUCUAUAUUUUGCUGCUGAUGAUCUUGAAUAUCAGGCAGCUUUUCCUUCUGAACGUCUUGGUAUGGGUGCCUUCAGGAUUGCACUAGAAAGCAUCUUCAACAGAAUUCACCAUAAUGCUUUGGAAUAUACAUCUUUUGGAAAACCGAAUCCAUUUGUAUUCAAAAAUGCUGAAGCCAUAUUGAGACAACUUCAGCCUUCAUGUCAUGAUGGUUAUUUCAUGGAUAAUGGAAACACUGAUUCAAAUUCUUUCGAAACCUUGUAUAUGAUUGGUGAUAAUCCUUUAGUUGAUAUCAGAGGCGCCCAAAAGGCAGGGCAUCCUUGGUUUUCCAUUUUGACUAGAACAGGCGUUUUCAAGGGGAAGGAAAACCAUGCAGAGUUUCCUGCUGAUUUGGUUGUUGAUACUGUUGAAGAGGCGGUGGACUAUAUUUUGAAAAAGGAGUGUUCUUUCUAGUAGGUUGAUGAUUCCUUUGUACAAAAGAGUUCAAUGAGUCAGAUGAGUUUGAACUUGGAUAUAAAAGUAAUUUAUUAAUUUUAAUUUAUAGUAGAGUGUUCUUUUA